UGACCUGCCCAGUCGUUGCCUUUCACAAGCAGGAGGAGGCAGAAGCAUCUGAACAAGCAGCGACGGUGGAGCAAAAAUAAAGAAGAGCCUGUCUAACUGGUGUCAGUCCACGUUGUGGAAGUGCAAGCCGGGCUGUCUUGAAGCUCCUAACCGGCUUGUCCUCACCGUCCUCGGCCUUCACCCCGGGGACACCGCGACCCUACACAUUUCUUUUGAGGUCCUGUAGUGAAGCUGCGAACAGAGAGUUCUCGGUGGACAGCUGCUGUCGGGACUAUGAGGCUCCACCAGCUGCUGCUGAUUACCAGGUGUCUGGUUCUAAUGUCGCCGCUGCUCGGCUCCUGUCUCCCGGUGCAGCCCUCAGCAGAGCCCCGGCUGUUGUUCCUGGAGCGAUUCAGCCGCCCGGGUGUCGGCUUUAACUGGAGAAAUGUCUCAUGCCCUCUCUGCAAAGCUGUCUUCACCAUUGUCGAUAUCGCCCUGCUGAGUGACGCAAAUGAAGAGCGAGUGGCACGUGCAGUCGGCGAGGCUUGUAUCCGUCUCCAUCUGGCUGACGAGCAGGUGUGUCGACAAAUCACGGAGCUGUUCAGGGAUGACUUCCUAUGGGCCCUGGAGCAGUCGCUGCUGUGGCCCACCGAAGCGUGCGCCCUCUUGUUGGGCCCUUCCUGUGGCAAGUUUGACAUGUAUGCACCGUGGAACAUCACUUUGCCAAAGAUACCGAAGCCUCCUGUUACACCGCCUUCGCCUCCAAAGCCCGGCUCUCCACAGAGCAGGGUCCUGUUUCUCACCGACAUCCACUGGGACAAGGAGUAUGAAGUCGGUAGCGUUGCAGACUGCAAGGACCCUCUGUGUUGUCGUAACGACUCUGGCUCACCCAGCUGGAGACGAAGGGAGGCCGGGUACUGGGGAACCUACAGUAAGUGCGACCUGCCUCUACGGACGGUGGAGAACCUGCUGGAAAAUGUUGCCAGAGCCGGACCUUGGGACUGGGUCUACUGGACUGGAGACAUACCGGCACACAACGUUUGGUCUCAAACCAGGAAGCAACAAUUGUCUGAGCUUACAGUCAUAUCCAGGCUCAUUCACAAACACCUGGGGCCUAAUGUGACAGUUUACCCAGCUGUAGGAAACCAUGAGAGUGCACCAGUGAACAGCUUCCCACCUCCUUUUGUGCAUGGCAACAGAUCCAGUGGUUGGCUUUAUGAUGCGAUGGCAGAGGAAUGGGCACCAUGGUUGCCACAGCAGGCUUUAAAGACUCUGAGAUACGGGGGAUUCUACACAGCGGAACUUCAGCCAGGUCUGAGGUUGGUCUCACUCAACAUGAACUUCUGUGCACGAGAAAACUUCUGGCUCAUGGUGAACUCCACUGAUCCUGCUAACCAGCUGCAGUGGUUAGUUCACAUUCUCCAGGCCAGUGAGGACAAAGGGGAAAAGGUCCAUAUCAUUGGUCACAUCCCACCUGGCCUGUGUCUUGGGAGCUGGAGCUGGAACUACUAUCACGUUGUCAACAGAUAUGAAAGUACAAUUACCGGACAGUUUUUUGGCCAUACACACCUGGAUGAGUUCCAGAUGUUUUAUGAUGAAGAAACCAUGACUCGUCCAUUGGGCGUGGCAUUCGUUGCCCCCAGCGUCACCACCUACGUUAAUCUUAACCCAGGGUACCGUGUCUACUAUGUUGAUGGGAAUUACAAAGGCAGUUCUCGGCUGGUGCUUGACCAUGAAACUUACAUCCUCAACCUCACCGAGGCAAACCACAGUCCAGAGGCACCUCGUAGCCCUGUACAGAACCCUAAAUGGACACUUCUCUACCGUGCCACCGAGGCUUACGGACUGUCCAGUCUAUUCCCUUCUGAAUGCAACGAACUGAUGCGGACCUUUAUCAGUGACGACCGCAUUUUUCAGAAGUUCUGGUAUUUAAGACAUAAAGGACACGUGUCAGAAGCCUGCAAGGAGACCUGCAAAACCACCAUACUCUGCUUUCUUAGAAGUGGCCGCUAUGACGAUCUGGAACAAUGCGACCACCUGAAUGGUUUUGGAGGAAACUUGGCCCGGGCAGCCAGAACAACCGUUUGUUGAUCUGAGGAAGCAGUGACUAUAAUCAGACCAAAUGUGACUUUGAACCAAAUAAAUUGUCUUCUCUGUUGCAAGUUGGUCAACAAGAUUUGUUGUAUACAAUCAGGUCCAUUAAUUUUUGGACAAUGACACGAUCUUUGUAAUUUAGCCUCUGUGCACCACCGCAGUGGACUUGAAAUGAAACUUCAAAUGUAUGUUUGCCACAAAUAUACUUGAGCUUUUACGCAGUACACUGGCAGGUUAUGUAUGCAACUUCAGUCGGAAGAGUUUUCAGUUAUGCCUUAAAACGUGUAACGUUCUCACAUUACACGAACUGUGUUUGGCAACAGGCCUUGGAUUUGUCAGCUGCUGUUUUGCAAUGCCACUUGUGCAAAGGACUGCUUGAAACUGUCCUGAAAGAUGCUCUGUUUACUUGAAAUGCACAGAACAGUAGGCGUAGUGUGGACUGCUUAAAGUUGGCAUGAUUUUGACAGUCCUAUUAAAUGGAUGGCUUUUUAUCAGGGAACAAGUAGACGUAUCAAUCCCUAACGGCUAUCCUGCAACUUCUACAGCUACUUUAACGACCUUCUACAGAACAGUUUGCAUCUAAUGUCACCUUUAAUGUGAUGUGAGAAUUAUGAUGGCCACCAAAAAACCCUGAAGCCAGACUCAGUGCUCUUAUAUAAAUUGUUACACAAUUGUUUAAGAAUGAACUGUUUUACAAUGCAAAGCUAACAAUUGGAUUUAAAUGUAUAGUGAUUCAGCUGGCCACUUUAUCAAGUUUGUGAUAAAGUCCUUUGUCAGCACCAUUGUGGUGAUUUAGGUCAAUGCUUUGUGCAUCUACCUUCAUGCACAGCAUUAUCUGCCUCAGCAAAGAAGUCUGGAAGCCUAUCGUGAAGCAGUAUUUCUGUUAGGUUUACUUCUGUCUGCACUUUAAUUCUUUAUUUCUGGGUUUAAUAGACUCAAAAUGUGAAAGACGUGGUCUAUCAUGGUGUAAUAUAAGCAUGACAAGUAAUGCAACUUGUAAAAUGAGCAAUAAUUUAAGAGAUUGUAUAAAUAAAAGACGAGAUCUGA
Molecule: messenger RNA, 3120 nt
Organism: Acanthochromis polyacanthus (spiny chromis)
Lineage: Eukaryota; Metazoa; Chordata; Actinopteri; Pomacentridae
Gene: smpd1
Product: sphingomyelin phosphodiesterase 1
Exons: 9
Coding region: 274-2070 (598 amino acids)
Biological process (GO): ceramide biosynthetic process; sphingomyelin catabolic process
Cellular component (GO): lysosome
Molecular function (GO): acid sphingomyelin phosphodiesterase activity
Source: RefSeq, a predicted model, not a curated record